Messenger RNA from Amaranthus tricolor (Joseph's coat), 952 nucleotides. RefSeq lists its product as uncharacterized. Gene Ontology annotation, cellular component: nucleus; transcription factor TFIID complex; SAGA complex. Gene Ontology annotation, molecular function: promoter-specific chromatin binding; RNA polymerase II general transcription initiation factor activity. The annotation marks the transcript as partial. The transcript has 4 exons. Gene Ontology annotation, biological process: transcription initiation at RNA polymerase II promoter. NCBI's taxonomy places the organism in Eukaryota, Viridiplantae, Streptophyta, Magnoliopsida, Caryophyllales, Amaranthaceae. The record is from RefSeq and is a predicted model, not a curated record.
UUUUUGAUUUUGUUUCAGGUUCCUGACGAAUUGGUGGAGCAUUAUCUCGCUAAAAGCGGUUUUCAAUGUCCCGAUGUUCGAUUGAUUAGACUUGUUGCUGUUGCUACUCAAAAGUUUAUAACAGAGGUUGCCACAGAUUCUCUGCAGUCUAAUAUCUUGGUUAUCAUUGGGACAUUGUUCGGCAUUCCUGGAAAAUCAAAAGACCAUAAAUUUGCUCGUCGGGAUUUGAAAUACCUGCGAGAGGAGAAAGACCUUCGAUGGGUGCCGGAGCUUGAGGUUCAAGAAUUAGAAGAUGGAAGUGAAGAGUUUCCGACAUCUAUGCUUUGGAUGAAUGAUGAUGAAAUUGAGCCGUAAAAGAACAUAUUUAGAAUUUUGUGUGGCUUUUGGAAACAUUUUGUGAACUUGUUUAAUUUGUUCGAUACUUGGUUUUGGUUGCACUAGUUGGAAAAUGAUGAUGAAAAUGAUGAUGUAUAGGUGAAUAUUUGGUUGCACUAGGUUAUGGAAGAAUUGAUCCUUAGUUUUUGAUAUAACAAGUUAAUCGUGUAAAUUUCUUAACUAUAAUAUUUGUAAUCAAAUUUCUAAUUACAUCUUAUGCUAUCAAUUAUUAAAAUUAUCAUUUGCUUAGCUUUUUCAUUAAAGACUUUUUGUAACGGUAUUGUGCGACCAAGAGAAACUGUUGCCAAAAUAUUGUAUCUUUGGCAACAGUCAACUGCUACCGUUGCAAUAGAUGCAAGAAAUCGUUGCAAAAGACUUUUGGCUACGGCAGUAAAUGCGACGGUCCUUAACCGUCGCAAAAAGGUUUUAGCAACGCUUUUUAGGCCUACAGCAACGGUCCUUAACCGUUGCAACAAGUCUUUUAUCUAGUAGUGCUCAGAAAAAUGCCCGGGCAUGGUCCUGUGGAUAUGGAGUACCCAUUUCUAAUUUUAUAUAUAUUAAAUAUACUUACUGCUAC